UCUGACUUUAAAAUGCCACCUAAAAUGCAGGAAAGAAAAGUUAAAAAGAUACAAAAAUCUACUAAAAAGCAAACAGCCCAAGCUUUGUCGGAAAAGCUUAACUCCGAAGCUCUGCAAAGCCAGAUACAAAAAUCUACUAAAAAGCAAACAGCUCAAGCUUUGUCCAAAGAAUUAUCAAAGGCAGCGGAAAAGCUUAACUCCGAAGCUCUGCAAAGCCAGCUUCACGAGAUUCUGGAACACCAAGGAGAUCAAAUGAGCAGCGCUGGAGUGUCGUUUGUUUCUGUAGAGCCGAUGAACGUUGUUGAUUCUUUGCCGGAGAAAAAUUUGCACGACCCAUUGUCAUCGGACGAAGACUCCGUCAUUUGGGUGAUAGCAGACGAAAAAACUAUCAAUGACAGUCACUGUUCUGAGAUUUCAUGUCAGGAGGAACCUGAGGAAGAAAUCGAAGAACUGAUGACACAAUCAUUAAUGGCGGAAUCCAAUGAAUCAGUACAAAACAAGGUACCCGAAAACGAAAGUCUGAAAGACGAUCCGAAAUCGGCCGAAGCCGAUCCGGACUACGCUGCUUUGUUAGACCGGUGCAAAGGGCUAGAGUCAACAAUAUGUCGGCUGAAGGAAAAAAACAAAAAAUUAACGGCUGCCUGCAAAAAACUUGAAACGGAAAAGAUUUGCUCGGAUAACCAUGCUUUGCGUUUAUCGAAGGAAUUGAUGAGUCUGAAAGAUCAUCAAAAAGUCCCACAGACCUGCUUUACGCAGCACGAGGAAAUACCAAUAACAGUGAGCCAAUUGGUGGAAUACAACGAAUGGGCCAGUUCAGACAGCAUGUUUGCUGGAACACUGGCCCUUCAUCUUAUUGGAGCUGAAAAACUUAAAACGUUAAGCGUUACUGGGGCAGCUUCCCAUAGAUAUGUAAAGCAUAAGAAUCCUGAUGGCUCCCUGGUUCAUCCGGCUUCUGAAAAGAUGGAUCCCCUCAUACUUAACUUUAUUUGUGAGAAAGUAUUUGAGCGUGUCGCGAUGCGUGUGGGACCGGAAAAUAUUGCAAAAGUGCGAAAUUUGGCUAAUGAGAAACGAAUUCACCGUUACCUAGCCGAAAAGAUUUCGAAUCUGCGAAAAUCAGGACGUAAUUCCAAAAACAAAAUUUCCAUCGUAAAUGAAAAUGUGGCGUGAAUAUCUUUUUUUUUAUAUAUAUUUUUGUUUAUU
Molecule: messenger RNA, 1200 nt
Organism: Uranotaenia lowii
Lineage: Eukaryota; Metazoa; Arthropoda; Insecta; Diptera; Culicidae
Exons: 5
Coding region: 13-1167 (384 amino acids)
Molecular function (GO): DNA binding
Source: RefSeq, a predicted model, not a curated record